AUGCACACGACGAGACAUAUGAGGACGUUGUUAUCGUGCAAACAUAAGCUGGUUGAACAUGCCAUCGAGACCGAAGAUGUGAAUUAUGAGUUGGUGCAGCAGGCUCUGUAUGAAUACGAAAGGUCAUGUAGCUUGAUGCAUCAGAGGUUCCUGCCUAUAUACCUCGAUGCGAAUGGGCAGGUGUCGGACUUGCAGGAUUCGAUCGAUAGGAUGGGCAAUGUUCGCACGUUCCGUGUGUUUGGGGCAAUCAAGAUGGAGAGUGUCGUGUUUACGUCUAUGACUUGA
Molecule: messenger RNA, 285 nt
Organism: Laccaria bicolor S238N-H82
Lineage: Eukaryota; Fungi; Basidiomycota; Agaricomycetes; Agaricales; Hydnangiaceae
Exons: 2
Coding region: 1-285 (94 amino acids)
Source: RefSeq, a predicted model, not a curated record